ACAACUUCAGUUUCCGGUUGCAAAAUGGCUACAUCGAGGGCCGAACAAGCCACGAAAGAAGUCUUUGAUCUGUAUAGAAAGUACGGAAACCGAGACUAUAUCGGCGAACCCGUUUCACAGCAAGAGCACAUGACUCAAUGUGCUAUGCUUGCGGAGAAAGAAGGCUUCCCAGAUGAGGUCGUUUUGGGGGUUUUCCUUCAUGACAUUGGUCAUCUCAUCGGUUUCGACAGGUCUUUGCCUCCCAUGGGAGACGUUGGCACCCACGCUCACGAGAUCAUUGGAGAACAGUUUCUGAAAGAUCUUGGCUUCCCAGACGCUGUUACAAGUUUUGUUCGAGGUCAUGUAGAUGCCAAAAGAUAUCUCGUUUGGAAACAUCCACAAUAUCAUGAAGAGCUCACUCCAGCAAGCCAACAGACGCUGGUCUUUCAAGGGGGUCCUAUGACGGCAGAAGAGGCUGCAAAGUUCGAGAAGCUGACUCACUUUCAAGCCCUAAUUAAAAUGAGAAAUUGGGAUGAUCAAGGCAAAGUUAAGGGCGCUCCUAUAGACUCACUGGAUAAAUAUGAAAAUAUGUGUAAAACGUUGCUAGAAAGUAUAUACAAAAAAUAAUAAAAAGCACAUUAAAGAGCUGUU
Orbicella faveolata is the source of this 630-nucleotide messenger RNA. RefSeq lists its product as uncharacterized. The record is from RefSeq and is a predicted model, not a curated record. Lineage: Eukaryota; Metazoa; Cnidaria; Anthozoa; Scleractinia; Merulinidae.